GCGGGGGCCCGAUCAAGAGGACUCAGCCUUCUUCACUAGGUUCGAACUGCCGCGCCGCCACUGGGACGAUGGGUGCGAGGCUGCCGGCGACGGCGGCGCAUAUCGACGGCGAUUGGAAGCACUUGAUUUUGACGAGUCACAUUUUUCCGCUAACAAUGGGAGAAAAUUUUGACAUGCUGCAGCGGGUUGGGGUCGCGAUGGACGCCGCGUCGCUGAGGACGCCGACGACGACUACGAUGGUUGCGCUGCCUGGCCGGAGGAGCAAACCCUAUGCGAUUUCGGCAACGAGAACAACAGAGGCUAGAGGGAGAUCUUGCAGCGGCACGGGCAUAUGA
Molecule: messenger RNA, 335 nt
Organism: Striga hermonthica
Lineage: Eukaryota; Viridiplantae; Streptophyta; Magnoliopsida; Lamiales; Orobanchaceae
Source: the annotation of a GenBank genome assembly